Messenger RNA from Cyprinodon tularosa, 3262 nucleotides. RefSeq names its product gap junction protein gamma 1 (gene gjc1). The transcript has 3 exons. Lineage: Eukaryota; Metazoa; Chordata; Actinopteri; Cyprinodontiformes; Cyprinodontidae. The record is from RefSeq and is a predicted model, not a curated record. Bases 870 to 2327 code for a protein of 485 amino acids. Gene Ontology annotation, biological process: cell communication. Gene Ontology annotation, cellular component: connexin complex.
GACGCUAUUUUAACACCGGAUCUCGUUUUGAAGCAGAUGUUUAAGGACCCAAAAUAUGUGACCUGUCGGGUGCGCGCACUGCCAAACGCGCGUACGCGCAACAUCAUCUUUUCUUUUUUUUUUCACCCACCGCUCUCUGCAAACCGAAGGGUCGACGGGCUUCCACUGAGAGGUUCCAGCUGUCAGUCACCGAGCUCCCCGAUCAGCAGACAGAUGUUUGAGGCUGUGCGGCCCGGAUCAACCUCCGACUGAUCAACAGAUCUGCAACUGUUAACCACUCCUGCAAGAUGAGGGACCCGAAAGGCAGCGCCGGAGCCAUGUGAGCCACUGACAUAUUUAUCCUUCAAUUCCCGAUCCAGGCAGCCACAGAGAUGUGAAGAAAGGAGCGCCAGAGACUCGCUUCUAAUUCGGCCGUUUUAGCAGGAGGAUCGCUACCAAAAUGACCAGACUAUUGUCUCCUCUCAUUGUAACGGAACGGGCCCGCAGGGAUCUUGGCACCGGUUUUACGCAGCAGACCACAUAGUUUUCAUCGACAUUCAGCUCGACUGAGGAGCGAACACAUGGACAAAGCCUGCCUACGCACGCCUCGUAGUGAUGCUGUGAAGUGAGCGUUUGAGAAGCCAUCAGAGAAACAUCCAGCUGGUUCCUCCUGACAGGAGAAACAUCAGGGAAGAAUCUACGGCCAGUCCAACACGUCCUUCCCUUCGUCCCCAGACAAAGAAACGUCUUAUACCCUAAAGCAUUUUCACAGACUCGCAUAGCGGGUUUGUUCUGGAGUUGGACCCAGAUGCAGACAGGCAGGCAGAAGCUACAAGAGUCUGUGAGCAAGUGAGAGAGGGACACUGUCUGCCCCACUGUCCAGUGACACCAUGAGCUGGAGCUUCCUCACACGGCUGCUGGAGGAGAUCCACAACCACUCCACCUUCGUGGGGAAGCUGUGGCUCACCGUGCUCAUCGUCUUCCGCAUUGUUCUCACUGCCGUUGGGGGAGAGUCCAUCUACUAUGACGAACAAAGCAAGUUUGUGUGCAACUCGGGUCAACCAGGAUGUGAGAACGUGUGCUACGAUGCCUUCGCCCCAUUAUCUCAUGUUCGCUUCUGGGUAUUCCAGAUCAUUCUGGUAGCGAUGCCUUCCCUUAUGUACAUGGGCUAUGCUGUCAAUAAGAUUGCACGAUUGGAUGAAGCAAAAGGAACCAUUGGAUCUUCCUCCGUCAGAACAGGAGGAGGUGGCUACACCCACCGUAAACCCAGGAAAAUCUGCUUUGGAGCCCGGCAGCACAGAGGUAUAGAAGAGACUGAGGAGGACCAAGAAGAUGAUCCUAUGAUCUAUGAGGUGCCAGAGAUUGAACCACCAAAAAGGCCUCGGGAUCCGCUGCAGCCCACACCCAGACCUAAGAUCCGCCAUGACGGACGUAAGCGUAUCCGAGACGAGGGUCUGAUGCGGGUCUAUGUCCUGCAGCUGGUUACUAGAACAGUGCUUGAGGCCAGCUUCCUUGCAGGCCAGUAUUUACUUUAUGGUUUUCGUGUGAAGCCGAUUUUUGUGUGCUCGGGAAAACCUUGCCCCCACAGUGUCGACUGCUUCGUUUCUCGGCCUACGGAAAAAACUAUAUUUCUGCGUAUCAUGUAUGGUGUCACUGUCCUCUGUCUCACUCUCAAUAUUUGGGAAAUACUCCAUUUGGGUAUUGGUUCUAUUUGUGACAUCCUGAGGAAACGGCGAAGCCCACCUCAGGAUGACGAGUACCAGCUAGGGUUGCUGGGCCCUAACGCUGGUGGGGAGGGCUCUGUGGGUGGGACAGCUCCUGAGGCAGGUUCUGAGGGUGGAGUAGGUGGAGAAGGAGCUGCAGAUUACGUUGGGUACCCAUUCUCAUGGAACACCCCUUCAGCUCCGCCGGGGUACAACAUUGUUGUGAAGCCAGAGCAGAUGCCAUACACUGACCUUAGCAAUGCCAAGAUGGCAUGUAAGCAGAAUAGGGCAAACAUUGCCCAAGAGGAACAGCAGCAGUUUGGUAGCAAUGAGGAUAAUUUCCCUACUGGAGGGGAAGCCCGAGUGGCUCUCAACAAAGACAUGAUCCAGCAGGCUCAUGAGCAACUGGAAGCAGCCAUCCAAGCCUACAGUCAGCAGCACCGGGCAGAGGAACAUCUUGGAGACAACCAGGAUGACAAGCCACAGAGUAACAUCAUCCAGGCCCAGCCACAGCCCCAACUUCAGCCGCAUAAAGAGCGAAAACACAGAGCGAAGCAUGGCAAAGGGGGCAGCAGUGGGGGAGGCAGCAGCAGCAACAGCAGCAGCAGCAAAUCAGGAGAGGGCAAACCUUCUGUAUGGAUUUAAGCCCACCUGAGGUGGCACGUAUUGUUAGCUUGUAUAUACUACUAAAUGGAUGUGAAGCUGUUGCAACCAGUGUUAAGUAAUAUACCAUACUUGCCUUAAAGAAUCCUGCAAGCUGGAGAUUAAUGUGGUUUAAUAGAGCUGGGUAAAAACAUUGAUGUUGCAGCUGACAGUUUGUUUAGUCCAUACUAUCUCUGCUAGAGUAAUAACAUAAACGAUGUGAUCUUUAUGUUUUCCUAUCACAUCUGAAAAUAGGUAAAUGUUGUCCUCCUGCUUCCCUUUUUGUUGGAAAUACAGCUUCAUAAAAUCUUUGAUUUCUCAAAGCUGUCUUGAAAGCAGAUUACCUGUAGAGUUUUUGAGCGAACAAAUCCUAAACAAGUCUUGAGGCAACAAAACAAAAAUUGAUGCAUUAUCCCUAUGUCUUAUGUACAAUAUCUAGCAAACCAAAGCUUUGACUUAAGGUUAUGAUAAUUAAGGUAAAUGUACAUAAAAGGUGAUUAAAGGGCAUUACCUGAAUCAUUGACUGUUUACUAGAACAAGAACGUAACUGCCUAAAGGUGAUGUUCUGUCAGAGUUUUUCUUUUUUCAUUCUUGUAGCACUUUUUCUAUGUUUAUUGCUAUACUUUUUAAUUCAACUGUGUGCUUGUCUCAUGCAAAUUCUUAAAGUGCUACACCAGCUGCUACUCAGGUGCCACUGAGUACAGCCGGUGGAUCUUGUAGUUUUUGUUUUGUUUUUUUACAAAAUGCAGAAGCAAGUCAGCUUUUAUACCUUUAAUCCUUAGGUUACUAUCCAUCUCUGUUGUUGGUGGAGAUAGUGCUUCUCUGCUGCUCCAUUUGCCUUGAAGCUGACUGCCCCCUGCUGGCGAUUUUAUACUGGGCAUUUACUCUCCUUUCAUUUACCAUGAAGUAGAUGCAAAUACUACCUAUAUCCAGCAACA